AUGAAGCCGACACCGAGAAAAACUGGGGAGCGAGUUACCCGCAGCCAAGGACCUGCGAAGUCUGCCAAGAAGGCAAACUUGGAGCUUGACUUGUUUGAGUUGGUGUCGUUUGAUGUACCUGAAGAAAGCACAGACAUGCUAGUUAUAGAAGAACAAGUUUCAGAAACAUUGACUGAUAAAAAAUUACCUGAUUUGGACGAGGAAGCAAAUUGUGACAAUUUUCUGGUAUUUACCAAAGUCAAAUCACCAAAGGCUGCUCCAAAGGAAACUUCAUUAACAGGAGAGGUUAAUAUAUCAUCACUGCUCAUAAAUGGCAGAAUGGGUGACAAACUGGACAUUAAAAAUGACAAUAAGGAUAUAGAUUCUUCUGAUAUUUCCUUUGUGCCUAUCUCUAAGGAGAUUCUUAAAAAAGAGAAGUCUAAACGGAAUAAGUACAAAAAACUUCCGAUGUUUUCUGAUCAACAACGCAAAGCAGUUUUUAAAAGUGUGAAAAAACUCAUUGAGAGUGAGACUUCUGAAGAUGAAUACCUUCGUAAGCUGGAACUGAAAAAGUUAAUCAAGAAACUGAAAGAGAAAGCUGCUCGUGGCACUUUGGGAGAAAAAAAGAGCUCAGAAAUUGAGGAUAAACAAAAGAAAAAGAGCAAGAAAAAUAAAGAAACUGUUGAAGUCACAGAUGAAACAGAAAUUGUUGAAGAACCAGUAAAAUGUAACAGGAAGAUGAAGAAAAAGGCUAUAGCAGCUUUGGAAUUGGCAGAAGAAACUGUACAGGAAGUGCAAGAAGAACAAGUAAAACGGGACAAAAAAAAGAAGAAAAAGUCUAGGGAAGCCUCUGAAUUGACGGAAAAAAUUGGUUCUCAAAAGAGGAAAUUGGUUGAAGAUUCUGAAAAUAUAGAAUCCUCCAAAGUUAAGAAAUCCAAAAAGGUCAGAAGUAUGUCUGUUGAAGAUGAUAUUGAAGCAGAAAAUGUAGAUGAAGUGGACGAUGAGAAAGUAAACCAGGACAAGAAAAAAACUAUGGAGGCUUCAAAAUUGACGGAAGGCACUGUAGAGGAAGUGCAUGAAGGACAAGUGAAACGUAACAAAAAAAAGAAGAAAAAGUCCAAGAAAGCUUCUGAAUCGACAGAAAAAAUUGGUCCUACAAAGAGGAAAUUGGAUGAAGAUUCUGAAAAUGUAGAAUCCUCCAAAGUUAAGAAAUCCAAAAAAAUCCAUAGUGUAGCCAUUGCUGAAGAUGAUACUGAAGUAAAAAAGCCGGGUGUUAUCAUUACUUCAAGCAUUCCUCAUUCUGCUGACAGCAUUGAAAUACAAGAUCUCUUCCUUGAUGAAGGAAUCCAACUUCUGUCUAUGAGGAAGAGAAACAAUUUCUUUCCUCCACAGUUUCUUUCCUCACAGUUUCUUUCCUCACAGUUUCUUUCCUCACAGUUUUUUUCCUCACAGUUUCUUUUUCACAGUUUCUUUCCUUCACAGUUUCUUUCCUCCUCACAGUUUCUUUUCACAGUUUUCUUUCCUCACAGUUUCCUCAGUUUCUUUUUCCUCACAGUUUCUUUUCACAGUUUCUUUCCUCACAGAGUUUCUUUCCUGGAGUUUUCUUUCCUAGUUUUUCCUCCACAGUUUCUUUCCUCACAGUUUCUUUCCUUUCUUUCCAAGUUUCUUUCCUCAGUUUCUUUCCUCUGUUUCUUUCCUCACAGUUUCUUUCCUCACAGUUUCUUUCUCACAGUUUCUUUCCUCCCACAGUUUUUUCCUGUUUCUUUCCUAGUUUCUUUCCUCACAGUUUCUUUCCUCAGUUUCUUUCCUAGUUUCUUUCCUCACAUGGUUUCUUUCCUCAGUUUCUUUCCUCCUGGUUUCUUUCCUCACAGUUUUAGUUUCUUUCCUCACAAGUGGUUUCUUUCCUCUGGUUUUCUUUCCUCACAGUUUCUUUCCUCACAGUUUCUUUCCUCCACAGUUUCUUUCCUCCUCAGUUUUCUUUCCUCACAGUUUCUUUCCUCACAGUUUCUUUCCUCCAGUUUCUUUCCUCUGGUUUCUUUUCCUCACAGUUUCUUUCCUCAGUUUCUUUCCUCACAGUUUCUUUCCUCACAGUUUCUUUCCUCACAGUUUCUUUCCUCACAGUUUCUUUCCUCACAGUUUCUUUCCUCACAGUUUCUUUCCUCACAGUUUCUUUCCUCACAGUUUCUUUCCUCAAGUUUCUUUUCAGUUUUUCCUCACAGUUUCUUUCCUCAGUUUCUUUUCUCCAGUUUCUUUCCUCACAGUUUUCUUUCCUCACAGUUUCAGUUUUCACAGUUUCUUUCCUCACAGUUUCUUUCCUCAGUUUCUUUCCUCCCAGUUUCUUUCCUCACAGUUUCUUUCCUCACAGUUUCUUUCCUCACAGUUUCUUUUUCCUCACAGUUUCUUUCCUCCUCACAGUUUCUUUCCUCAGUUUCUUUCCUCUUUCUUUCCUCAGUUUCUUUCCUCACAGUUUCUUUCCUCACAGUUUCUUUCCUUCUUUUUUUCCUCACAGUUUCUUUUCAGUUUCUUUCCUCAGUUUCUUUCCUCACAGUUUUCUUUCCUCAGUUUCUUUCCUCACAGUUUCUUUCCUCACAGUUUCUUUUUCACAGUUUCUUUCCUCACAGUUUCUUUCCUCACAGUUUCUUCCUCAGUUUCUUUCCUCACAGUUUCUUUCCUCACAGUUUCUUUCCUCAGUUUCUUUCCUCACAGUUUCUUUCCUCACAGUUUCUUUCCUCAGUUUCUUUCCUCACAGUUUCUUUCCUCAGUUUCUUUUCCUCACAGUUUCUUUCCUCAGUUUCUUUUCAGUUUCUUUCCUCACAGUUUCUUUCCUCACAGUUUCUUUCCUCACAGUUUCUUUCCUUUCUUUCCUCACAGUUUCUUUCCUCACAGUUUCUUUCCUCACAGUUUCUUUCCUCACAGUUUUCUUUUCACAGUUUCUUUCCUCACAGUUUCUUUCCUCACAGUUUCUUUCCUCUGGUUUCUUUCCUCAGUUUCUUUCCUCACAGUUUCUUUCCUCACAGUUUCUUUCCUCACAGUUUCUUUCCUCACAGUUUCUUUCCUCACAGUUUCUUUCCUCACAGUUUCUUUCCUCACAGUUUCUUUCCUCACAGUUUCUUUCCUCACAGUUUCUUUCCUCACAGUUUCUUUCCUCACAGUUUCUUUCCUCACAGUUUCUUUCCUCACAGUUUCUUUCCUCACAGUUUCUUUUUUCCUCUCACAGUUUCUUUCCUUCAGUUUCUUUUCCAGUUUCUUUCCUCAGUUUUCUUUCCUCACAGUUUCUUUCCUUUUCCUCACAGUUUCUUUCCUCACAGUUUCUUUUCACAGUUUCUUUCCUCACAGUUUCUUUCCUCUUUCCUCAGUUUCUUUCCUCACAGUUUCUUUCCUCACAGUUUCUUUCCUCACAGUUUCUUUCCUCACAGUUUCAGUUUCUUUCCUCAGUUUCUUUCCUCAGUUUCUUUCCUCACAGUUUCUUUCCUCACAGUUUCUUUCCUCACAGUUUCUUUCCUCACAGUUUCUCACAGUUUCUUUCCUCACAGUUUUCCUCACAGUUUCUUUUCUGGUUUUUUCCUCACAGUUUCUUUCCUCACAGUUUCUUUCCUCACAGUUUCUUUCCUCAGUUUCUUUCCUCACAGUUUCUUUCCUCACAGUUUCUUUCCUCCCACAGUUUCUUUCCUCCUUUCAGUUUCUUUCCCCCACAGUUUCUUUCCUCACAGUUUCUUUCCUCCCCAGUUUCUUUCCUCACAGUUUCUUUUCAUAGUUUCUUUCCUCACAGUUUCUUUCCUCACAGUUUCUUUCCUCACAGUUUCUUUCCUCACAGUUUCUUUUCCAGUUUCACACAGUUUCUUUCCUCACAGUUUCUUUCCUCCACAGUUUCUUUUCCUCCACACAGUUUCUUUUCUUUUCUUUCCUCACAGUUUCUUUCCUCACAGUUUCUUUCCUCACAGUUUCUUUCCUCACAGUUUCUUUCCUCACAGUUUCUUUCCUCAGUUUCUUUCCUCACAGUUUCUUUCCUCCACAGUUUCUUUCCUCAGUUUCUUUCCUCAGUUUCUUUCCUCACAGUUUCUUUCCUCACAGUUUCUUUCUUUCCUCCUCACAGUUUCUUUCCUCCACAGUUUCUUUCCUCUGGUUUCUUUCCUCACAGGUUUCUUUCCUCACAGUUUCUUUCCUCACAGUUUCUUUCCUCCCAGUUUCUUUUCUUUCCUCACAGUUUCUUUUCAGUUUCUUUCCUCACAGUUUCUUUCCUCACAGUUUUUCCUCACAGUUUCUUUCCUCAGUUUCUUUCCUCACAGUUUCUUUCCUCAGUUUCUUUCCUCACAGUUUCUUUCCUCCACAGUUUCUUUCCUCACAGUUUCUUUCCUCAGUUUCUUUCCAGUUUCUUUUCACAGUUUCUUUCCUCACAGUUUCUUUCCUCACAGUUUCUUUCCUCUGGUUUCUUUCCUCACAGUUUCUUUCCUCACAGUUUCUUUCCUCACACAGUUUCUUUUUCUUUCCUCACAGUUUCUUUCCUCAGUUUCUUUUCUUUCUUUCCUCACAUUUCUUUCCUCACAGUUUCUUUCCUCACAGAACAGUUUCUUUUCCUCCACAGUUUCUUUCCUCACAGUUUCUUUCCUUUCUUUCCUCACAGUUUCUUUCCUCACAGUUUCUUUCCCUCAGUUUCUUUCCUCACAGUUUCUUUCCUCACAGUUUCUUUCCACAGUUUCUUUCCUGAAGUUUCUUUCCUCACAGUUCUUUCCUCCAGUUUCUUUCCUCCAAGUUUCUUUCCUCACAGUUUCUUUCCUCACAGUUUCUUUCCUCACAGUUUCUUUCCUCACAGUUUCUCCUCAAGUUUCUUUCCUCCAAGUUUCUUUCCUUUUCUUUCCUCCAGUUUCUUUCCUCACAUCACAUAAAGAUGAAAUAGUUAUCAAAGAUGCUGACCAAGUUGGCACUGCUGUGUCUCUGUUAAGCAACAAAUAUUUUGGUGGUUCUGUACGUAUCGACAAAAAUUUACCCAAUACAAAACAUGGUGGCAUUACCGAUGAUGAAGGGCUUCGCUUUAGUCAGGUGUAUAUCACUCGGAUUCCACUCCAUGCAACAGAAGCUGAUAUCCUUUCUUUAUUCCCGAAAGCACUUCGGUGUGACCUUCCCAAAGUGAAAGAAGCUGAUGUUAAUAAAGGAUUUUGUUACCUGACCUUCCCAGACAAAGCAACUGCACUUGAACAUGUUUUAUUGAAUGGCCAAGUGAAUUUGUUUGGUUAUAAAUUGGGCAUUCAUGCAAGACAGAAAGAUUGUAAGCAAGGAACUUAUGGACACUUACUGAAGGAAAUGCUUGUAUAUAUCACUGACCUUGAUUCGGUGUUGAUUGUUGAAGAUAUGCCCUUGGACUUGACUAUGUUAGAAUUGUCGACUUUGUUUCCUUCUGUUCUGCACAUAAAGAAAAAAGAAAAAAACAAAACGGGAUCACAUGCUGUUGUGAUUUGUAAAGAUGCUGAACAAGCUGAAGGAUUUUUGUCACAAAAUAUUGUGUUUAAGGACAAAACGUUGAGUGUGAUCAGGGCAACAAGUCAACUCCUGAAUAUCGCUUCAAACCAAGCUGACUUGAGUUUUAAAAGACCAGCAGCUUACCAACAAUCCACGUUAAUAGUAAGUAACCUGCCUAAGAAAACAGAGGCGCAGCACCUUAUAGAUGCCUUCCCAAGUUCUGUUCUUGUUAAACUGGUUUCAAAAAGCUAUGCUCAUGUAGGUUUUCCCACUCGAGCAGAAAUGCUUAAAAUUUACCGAAACAGAAAUAAUUCAACCAAAAUAAUGGGCCAGCCAGUCAAAUUAGAACCUUAUAAAGAUAAUGUACAAACAUUUAUUAAAAGGGAAAAAGACUUCUGCAGAUUGCUUCAUGUUCGAGGCUUCCCUGAAAAGACCAAAGCUGCUGAUCUUCAAAAGGUCUUCAAACAUUGCAAGAUUGGUCUCACACAAACUAAUUCUCUACCAUGUGCCGUUGUUAAAUGCAAAACUAAAGCACAAGCAGAAUCAUACUUGGCAAGAAAGAAUUUGGUUGUUCAUGGCAAAAUCCUCAAACUGACAUAUGUUGAUAGAAUACUGAAACAAAUGAAACGCGAAGCAGAACUGAACUUAAUGUAA
This is a messenger RNA of Acanthosepion pharaonis, 6087 nucleotides long. The record is from the annotation of a GenBank genome assembly. NCBI's taxonomy places the organism in Eukaryota, Metazoa, Mollusca, Cephalopoda, Sepiida, Sepiidae.